Messenger RNA from Lathyrus oleraceus (garden pea), 618 nucleotides. RefSeq lists its product as uncharacterized. The transcript has a single exon. The record is from RefSeq and is a predicted model, not a curated record. The coding region runs from base 1 to 618 and encodes 205 amino acids. NCBI's taxonomy places the organism in Eukaryota, Viridiplantae, Streptophyta, Magnoliopsida, Fabales, Fabaceae.
AUGAAAGGUGAUGACUUGUUUGGUAAUAAUGCUUAUGAUAUGUGCCUGUUGCCCAAUGUUAAGAUCCAUGUCAAAUUCAAGGUCCCUGACUUUGAAAAGUACAAGGGUAAUUUUUGUCCAAGUCACUUGACUAUGUAUUACCGGAAGAUGGUUACUCACAUUUAUGAUGCUAAGUUACCGAUCCAUUAUUUCCAAGAUAGUUUGACUGGUGUAACUUUGAAAUGGUAUAUGAGGCUAGACAACGCUCAUAUAAAAUCUUUCAAUGACCCUGUAGAGGAGUUUGUACGUAAGUACAAGUAUGAUUUAUACAUGGCUCUUGGUUAUGACCAAUUUUGUGCCAUGUCACAGAAGGAUAAGGAAUCGUUCAAAGAAUCCUCUCAGAGAUGGCGUGAAGUUGUUGUUCAAAUUCACCCUCCGAUGGAGGAAAAGGAGAUGACAAGGAUGUUUUUCAAAACUUUGAGUUCUUUCUACUAUGAGAGGGUGGUUGCUAGCGCUUCAAAUGAUUUCAUUGAAAUGGUUGGUAUGGGAGUCAGAUUAGAAGAAGGCGUCAGAGAGGGUCAUUUGAUAAAAGAAGCAAGUUCAUCAAGUGGAACAAAGAAGGAUGACAACUGUUUCUAG